ACUGCAUUCCCUCAACUGUCUUCGAACACCGCACCUCUCUCCUUUAAUGCUUUCUCUCUCUCAUCUCUAUAAAACGUACACGCACUCUCUCUUCCACGCCUAAACUAGCCAUGAAAACCAUCUGCGGUGUCUCCACAGCGGUUUUGCUCGUACUAGCGGUUUUGGCCGCCUCCACCCUCUCCCGCGCCUUUGCUGACGUCUUUUCCGACGAGCUCAAGAAGAACCCCGGCCAAAAACGCGCUGGAAAUCCAGAUCCCGGCGACUUCGGAAUACCAGGAAUGGGCGGCGGUUUUGGAAUACCAGGAAUCGGCAGCGGUUGGGGAAAUGGCAUAAUAGGAGGCGGCUAUGGUGGUGGUUUUGGCGGACCAAAUGGUGGCUACUCGAAAGGUGGUAUUUACAGGCCAACGGUUGUUUGCUCAGCUCCAGGACCUUGCUAUAAAAAGAAACUGGUUUGCCCUGCAAAAUGCUUCAAGUCCUUCUCCAAAUCCGGUAAGAACUAUGGAUCGGGUGGUGGAGGAGGCGGGUGUACCAUGGAUUGCAAGAAGAAGUGCGUUGCUUACUGUUAAGCGGUUUUGGAAAACCGCUUAGGAUUUCCAUAUGGCGGUUUCUUACUAUUUGUAGUAACUGGUUAUGGUUUGCAGUGAGGGUUUAGGUUCGGGUUAGUAUGGGUACUGAUUCCAUGUAAACCGAGUUUUUAGGGUUGGUAAUAUGUUUGUUUUUUAUCAUAGGUAUGUAAUUUAUGAGAUUAUAAAUAAACACCAGAGUAUUAAUAAGAAAAAAGAAAAAAAAAAAA
Molecule: messenger RNA, 793 nt
Organism: Amborella trichopoda
Lineage: Eukaryota; Viridiplantae; Streptophyta; Magnoliopsida; Amborellales; Amborellaceae
Source: RefSeq, a predicted model, not a curated record